AUGUACAACAAUCUUACCCUAAUUCAUGUCAGCGUCUUAUGUGAUAUAUGCAUGUCAUCACGUACAGACAUCCUUGUCGGGGAUAAUAACCUCCACAACGACUUUUGGGGAGGUUUCAACGUGAGGAACGUAUGCCACAAAGGUAGAAUCAUUGGCCUGUUCGCUCGCCAACGCACGCACAAUCUGAUGGUCAAUGGAACCAUCACCUACUCACGGUCGUAUCUUAGAACAGACUGCAAAUAUGACAGCGCAAUUGACAUUGCACGGGUCAGCCAGGAACUCGCCACUCGUGCCUUGGGCUCUUGCGUCAUACAGGACCGGGGAAUCAAGACGGAUUAUCGUAUUAUUAGGUUGGAUAUGGAUAUGCAACCGAACUGCUUGGCGAAAAGAGUUCGAUACAUUACGGCGCAAACGACGAGCACUGGUUCACACAAUGUACAGUUCAAGAGUUCGAAAUGA
Messenger RNA from Exserohilum turcica Et28A, 459 nucleotides. RefSeq lists its product as uncharacterized. Bases 1 to 459 code for a protein of 152 amino acids. The record is from RefSeq and is a predicted model, not a curated record. The transcript has a single exon. NCBI's taxonomy places the organism in Eukaryota, Fungi, Ascomycota, Dothideomycetes, Pleosporales, Pleosporaceae.